Ostreobium quekettii is the source of this 990-nucleotide messenger RNA. The record is from the annotation of a GenBank genome assembly. NCBI's taxonomy places the organism in Eukaryota, Viridiplantae, Chlorophyta, Ulvophyceae, Bryopsidales, Ostreobiaceae.
AUGUCGAGGAGCGCUUCAUCAAGUGCCCCUAUGUUGACAUUCGCAAGCGCUGAUGCGCGGGCCUUGCUGCACCAUUGUUCCACGUUGCAUCAGUGCUACUUUGCACAGAAUACUUCACAAGCGCCUGCCAUUUUUCAGAUGUCUCCAAGGGCCACUGGGGCCCAAGGGGCCAGCCGCUUCCCCCCACCCGCCUCCCCAACUCCCUGCGGAGAGGACCCUCGCACUUCGUCGUGGAUGGACAACAUGGAGGAUCCUCAGGGCGCCCGCGCGGCGCUGAGCGCCGCCCUCGAGCGUCCCCACAUCUGCCGGGCGCUCCACCAGGGCUUCGUGACCCCCCUGCUCCCCAUGGGAUUCACCCUCAAGAUCGAGCUCAAGGACUCGUGGGAUGACGGCGGGUACGUGGGCCUGUGCGGGCUGGAGGUGUGGGAGGCCGUGGGCGGGAGGUGUGAAAUCGAUGGGGGUAGAUUCUUCGCCGUCCCGCACAGCAUUCGGGACCUGCGAGGGAUGCAGGAUGAUGCCAGGACACCUGACAAGCUUCUCGACGGCGUCAACGACGGCAGCUCCGCCCACAGCUGGCUGGCGCCUCGCCAGCCCGACGGCCGCCCCAACAUAAUCUUCAUCCCCUUCGACAAGCCCUUCAUGCUCUCGCUGCUCAAAUUCUGGAACUACCGGCGGACGCCCAACCGGGGGGCGGCCCACGUCGCCAUCAGCCUCGAUGACGCAAUCGUCUACGACGGUCUUCUGGCCCGAGCGCCGCCUCUGGAACCCGUGUCCAGAGAUUUCUGCCAGUCGAUUAUUUUCGACAAUAAUCCAAAGGUGUUGGAGGCAGAGGGCCCGAAUGUGCGCGUGGUGGAUGAAUCCGACUUCGGGAGAGAGGUGCAGCUGUUCGAACGCUCGGUGCGGGUGGAGUGGCGUGGGGGCGGGGGCAGGGGUGCCUCGGAACAAGGGCGCCCAGCGACGGCUGUGGUGAAUGCCGGAUACGGGAUUUAG